AUGAUUUUCCGGCUACUACUGACUUCGCUACUCUGUGCCGCCGUCAAAUCCAGCCUUUCCAAUGGCUUCUACAAGUUUGUCUCCGCCAAAUUUGGCGCAGAUUUCGCGGAGAAAUUGGCGAGGAAAGAGCUGGGAGAGAAGGGAAGCUUCGGUGGAGGCGCUGCGACGGAGCCAACCAGGCAAAAGUAAGCGAUUAUGGAGCGGUAAAAGUGGCUCCAAUUUACAGGGCAAGUACGCCAAGUGCGACGGUCAGAUUUUCUUGAAAUUUUUACUACAUUUCGGGCAUAGGCUACAUAUCAAUCUCUGAAAAUUUUAGCUCGCGCUUUGCAGGGAGAGCUGAGAUAUUCAACGAUCUUUGAAGCCGAGAGAGCACGCGGAGCGCGGAGAGCGAUAAGAGGAAAAUGUUUUUUGGCCGUAUCUUUGCCAGAUUCGUGCGGAAAAAUUAAUUUCUUUCUUGGAAAUAUUACCCUCUGCGGUAAAGAGCCAUGAAACUUUUCAUACCAAAAUUCGCAUAACAGUGUCACAAUUUUUCAAACGUUUGGUUAGUCCUAUGCAGGAGCACUAACCGAAGAGGGCACCCCGCUUCGCCGAGGUGCCCUCUUAGUUAGAGGUGCCCUCUUCGCCGAGGUGCCCUCUUAGUUAGAAGUGCCCUCUUCGCCGAGGUGCCCUCUUAGUUAGAGGUGCCCUCUUCGCCGAGGUGCCCUCUUCACCGAGGUGCUCUCUUCGCUGAGGUGCCCUCUUCGCCGAGGUGCCCUCUUCGCCUAGGGGCCCUCUUCGCCUAGGGGCCCUCUUCGCCUAGGUGCCCUCUUCGCUGAGGUGCCCUCUUCGCUGAGGUGCCCUCUUCGCUGAGGGGCCCUCUUCGCUGAGGUGCCCUCUUUGCCGAGGUGCCCUCUUCGCCUCGGUGCCCUCUUCGUUGAGGUGCUCCCUUCGCUGAGGUGCCCUCUUCGCCGAGGUGCCCUCUUAGUUAGAAGUGCCCUCUUCGCCGAGGUGCCCUCUUAGUUAGAGGUGCCCUCUUCGCCGAGGUGCCCUCUUCACCGAGGUGCUAUCUUCGUCGAGGUGCCCUCUUCGCCGAGGUGCCCUCUUCGCUGAGGUGCUUUCUGCGCCGAGGUGCUCUGAUCGUUAGGUGCCCUAUUCGUUAAGUGCCCUCUUCGCCGAGGUGCUUUCUGCGCCGAGGUGCUCUCUUCGCCGAAGGACCCUCUUUCAACCAAAUCACUAAAAUCCCGCCCCUUUCCAGGAACGUCCCGAUUGUCUUCAUUCAUGGGCAAACUCGGCGAGCCGGCGACCUCAAAUACAUCCUGCAGAACUUCCUCGACAAUGGCUACACGUUCGAAGAGCUGUACGGAGCCACUUACGGGACAAAUGUGACUGACGACAAUUCGCUGCAGGAUAAGCUGUAUUGCGAAUAUGUGCUGCAAACGCGGAGGAUGUUGGACGCAGUCAGCGCUUACACCAAACAUGAGCAAAUCGAUGUGAUUGCGUUCUCUUUGGGAGGGGCAAUCAGCAGAAAGGUAUGUGUUAAUAAACUUCCAGACAACGAAACCUCUCUAUAACGAACAAUUUCUGAGCCCACAAAAGCCAAUUUUAACCGGUGAAGAGGCCUCCAAAGAGGUCAAAGAGGCCAACCUUUUUUUAUUUUAACGAAAAAUCCGUAGAGGCCCCUCAAACGUGAAAAAAAAAUUUGCAAAAUGAACAAAUAGGGUGCGACAUGUUAUACGAUAAAAUUUUUUUCGAAUUUUAUUUGUUGGUUAUAAGAAAUUGGAGUAAUAAUACGAUGAGAAUUUAGUGCAGGCGACAUGUUAUACAUGUCACAUCCUAUUUUUCAUUUGCAAAAAUUUUCUCAUCGUAUAUCAUGUUAUCUUGAAAUUUUUUUUAAAAAUGCGGUCCCUUCGGUUGGGGGCCUCUUCGGAUGGGGGCCUCUUCGAAUGGGGGGGGUCUCUUUGUUCUGGGGGCCAUUUGUUUUGGGGACCUUUUCUCUAUUUGGGGGUCUCUUCAUUUUGAGGACUUCUUCUUUUUGGGGGCCUCUUCGUUUUGGGUCUCUUCGGUCUCAAGUCAAUCUUAGCCCAAGGUGAAGUCCCGUAUAACGAAACCCUCCAAUAACAAACAAUUUUUUUCGCUCUCUUGCGAUUCGUUUAGGCAAAGUUUUUCUUGCGAUUUACUACAACUUUUUCCAGGCCAUUCUCGGAGGAAAAUGUGUGGAUACCAACGAGACCAUUGGUGCCAAUAUGACGGAUAAAAUCCGAAAUUACAUCAGCGCUGCAGGUGUUCAACAAGGCGUGGAAGCGUGUGAUUUGGCUAAAGAUCUAGUGCCGGUUUGCAACGCAAAUAAUGGACUUUACUGUGGAAGUGAUUACAUAAGUGAUCUAAAUGCCGAGUAAGUUGAAAAUGCGAAGAAAAAAGUGGUUUCUAAACGACGGAAAGGCACUAAGUGCGAUACUCAGAUUUUUUUCAAAUUUUGCACAUAUUUCGGGGAUAGGGUAGAUAUCAAUUACCGAAAAUUUUCGCUCACGCUUUGCAGAGAGAGCUGAGAUAUUUAACGAUAUUUGCGGCCGAGAGAGCACGCGAAAUGAGGAGAGCGGUCAGAAAAAACACCUUUUGGCCAUAUCUUUGCCAGUUUCGUGCGGAAAAAAUUGAUUUUUUGUGGAAAUAUUACUCUCCUUGGUAGAAAUAGGUAUGCAACUUUUGAAGCCAAAAUUUUGAAAAAAUUUUUUAAUUUUUUCUAAAUUUUGAGCUAAAAAUCUCGAUUGUUUCUGCAAAACGCGAGCUGGAAGUCCUGCAUAUGUUUUAGAAAAAAAUAUUCUAAAUUUGUGCCAAGUUUCAUCAAAAUCCGAGUGUCGCACUUGGAGUACUCGCUCAAGUUUCGAGAGAGAAAAACUUGACCCAUGAGGGUCAGACUUGACACCAUCCGGCUGUGAGAUGCAAAGGGCGAGCUGAAUUUUUUUGAAAUUAAUGUAAAGUAAAGUACUUACACAGUAAAAAAAAUUUUUUGCGAUUUUUUCAGCUCAGGCUACGAAGCGUCUAAAAAGGCAUAUGCAAUUGAAUCCAAGUCCGAUGAGUUUUUGGGGAACGCGACUUCUUGCAACGGCGAUCCUGCCUUGUUUUCGGGAGCCACGAACAUCACUGUAAGUGCACGAAAAAUUUUUUUCAAUCUUUUUCAGUUCCAAUCCCUCAAUCAUCGCGCUGUUGUUUGGUUUUUGGGCGAGCUGAUCUACAAUGUCAGCCAAGGACUCCCAUUGACGGAUUUACGCAAAGUCGAGGCCAAAACUUUUGCGGACGAGAAACGAUUGUCGGAUAAGGACAUUGGCAUCGAUGAUGAUGACGACGUUAUCACAACUACUCCGUCAAGUUCACAAUUGAUUUUCCCACAACAGAGUGUCUUGCUGUCUCUUGCUGUUUAUUCGAUUGUCACUGUGUUUUGGGAAAAGUAA
Messenger RNA from Bursaphelenchus xylophilus (pine wood nematode), 3425 nucleotides. The record is from the annotation of a GenBank genome assembly. Lineage: Eukaryota; Metazoa; Nematoda; Chromadorea; Rhabditida; Aphelenchoididae.